UUGUGCCACGGUCGCUGGGAGUGGUGGGGGUCACGCCCCGCGCCGGGAGAGCCAUGCAGGCCCAUGGCUGUGUCAGUCUGCAACACUGCCUUAUCCCCCAGGAUGAGCUGACGGCCCUGAACGUGAAGCAGGGCUUCAACAACCAGCCGGCCGUGUCUGGCGAUGAGCAUGGCAGUGCCAAGAACGUCAACUUCAACCCUGCCAAGAUCAGCUCCAAUUUCAGCAGCAUUAUCGCAGAGAAGCUGCGCUGCAACACGCUGCCAGACACGGGAAGGCGGAAGCCUCAGGUGAACCAGAAGGAUAACUUCUGGCUGGUGACGGCGCGCUCUCAGAGCGCUAUAAACAACUGGUUCACGGACCUGGCUGGGACUAAGCCCCUUACUCACCUGGCUAAAAAGGUGCCCAUCUUUAGUAAGAAGGAGGAGGUCUUUGGCUACUUGGCAAAAUACACUGUUCCAGUAAUGCGCGCAGCCUGGCUGAUCAAAAUGACUUGUGCCUACUAUGCUGCCAUCACGGAAACCAAGGUGAAAAAGCGACAUGUCAUCGAUCCCUUUAUUGAGUGGACCCAGAUCAUCACCAAGUACCUGUCAGAGCAGCUGCAGAAGAUUGCUGAGUUCUAUAGGCAGCUUCCAGGGCAGGGCUGCGGGUCGCCGUCAGGGCCCAUGCCACAGGAGGUGGAGCAGGCUCUGAAGCAGUGGGACUACAAUGAGAAACUGGCCAUGUUCAUGUUCCAGGAUGGGAUGCUGGACCGCCAUGAGUUCCUGACCUGGGUGCUUGAGUGCUUCGAGAAGAUACGAUCUGGGGAAGAUGAGUUCCUGAAAAUGCUUUUGCCCCUGCUGCUGCGGUACUCUGGUGAGUUUGUGCAGUCUGCCUACCUGUCCAGGCGCCUGGCCUACUUCUGCACGCGCCGGCUCGCCAUGCAGCUCGACGGGGCGGGGGGGCACCCACCCCACAUCCUCUCCACGCAGACGGGAAACGCCCUCCCUUCCACUCCUACCCCUCAGCCGGCGACUGGCAACCCUCCCCCCAGCCCCUUCAGUGACCUGCUGCUCUGCCCCCAGCACCGCCCCGUGGUGUACGGCCUCAGCUGCAUCCUGCAGAGCAUCAUCCUGUGCUGCCCAAGUGCCCUGGUCUGGCAUUACUCUUUGACUGACAGUAGGAUAAAGACUGGCUCUCCCCUGGACCAUCUGCCUAUUGCCCCCUCCAACCUGCCCAUGCCUGGGGGCACGUCAGCCUUCACGCAGCAGGUUCGGGCCAAGCUACGGGAGAUCGAGCAGCAGAUAAAAGAGCGUGGCCAGGCGGUGGAGGUCCGCUGGUCAUUUGACAAGUGCCAGGAGACCACUGCAGGAUUCACUAUUGGUCGUGUCCUGCACACCUUAGAAGUUCUGGACAGUCAUAGCUUUGAGAGAUCCGACUUCAGCAACUCUCUGGAUUCCUUGUACAACAGGAUAUUUGGGCUGGGACCAAGCAAAGACAGUCAUGAGAUCUCCCCUGAUGAUGAUGCAGUAGUGGCCUUGCUGUGUGAGUGGGCAGUCAGCUACAAGCGCUCUGGUCGCCACCGGGCCAUGGUGGUGGCCAAGCUGCUGGAGAAACGUCAAGCAGAGAUCGAGGCUGAGAGGUGUGGGGAUUCCGAAGUUGUGGAUGAGAAGGGCUCCAUCUCGUCAGGCUCACUCUCGGCAGCCAGUGCCCCUGUCUUCCAGGACGUCCUCAUGCAGUUCCUGGACACUCAGGCUCCUAUGCUAACGGACCCCGGAAACGAGAACGAGAAGGUGGAGUUCUUCAACCUGGUGCUACUGUUCUGCGAGCUGAUUCGGCAUGACGUCUUCUCCCACAACAUCUACAUGUGCACGCUCAUCUCCCGCGGCGACCUCGCCAUGGACUCGCAUGGGCCCCGGCCCCCUUCGCCCUUUGACGAUCCUGCUGAGGACCAUGACAGGAAGGAGGCAGAAGGCAGCAGCGGCAUCAAGCUGGAGGAUACUGGCCUCUCUGAGUCCAUGGACAUUGACCACAACUCCAGUGUGCUGUUUGAUGACAUGGAGAAGACAGACUUCUCGAUGUUCUCUCCUCCAAUGCACUGUGAAUCCAAGGCCAGCCCUUCUCCAGAGAAGCCAGACCCUGAGAAGGAAGCCAAGCCCCUGCUGAAGGAGAAGUGUGCAGAAGGAACGCUUGCAUCCCUGUAUGAUCAACCCCGGCACAUCCAGUAUGCAACCCACUUUCCCAUCCCUCAGGAGGAGUCGUGCAGUCACGAAUGUAACCAGCGGCUGGUGGUCUUGUUUGGGGUGGGUAAGCAGCGCGACGAUGCCCGACAUGCCAUCAAGAAAAUAACCAAAGACAUUCUGAAGGUGUUAAACAGGAAGAGCACUGCAGAGACAAGCGGGGAGGAAGGCCAGAAGAGGAAGAGGAGCAAGCCAGAAGCAUUUCCAACAGCUGAGGAUAUCUUUGCUAAGUUCCAGCACCUUUCUCACUUUGACCAGCACCAAGUCACCUCUCAGGUAUCUCGCAAUGUCUUGGAGCAGAUCACCAGUUUUGCCUUGGGGAUGUCGUACCACCUGCCUCUUGUGCAGCACGUGCAGUUUAUCUUUGACCUGAUGGAGUAUUCCCUCAACAUCAGUGGCCUCAUCGACUUUGCCAUCCAGCUGCUGAACGAGCUGAGCGUGGUGGAGGCAGAGCUGCUGCUGAAAUCCUCCGACCUGGUUGGCAGCUACACCACCAGCCUGUGCCUGUGCAUCGUGGCUGUGCUGCGGCACUACCACUCCUGCCUCAUCCUCAACCAGGACCAGAUGGCCCAGGUCUUUGAAGGUCUGUGUGGGGUGGUGAAGCACGGCAUGAAACGCUCAGACGGCUCUUCUGCGGAGCGCUGCAUUCUGGCCUACCUCUACGACCUGUACACCUCCUGCAGCCACCUCAAAAGCAAAUUUGGGGAGCUCUUCAGUGACUUCUGCUCCAAGGUGAAGAACACAAUCUACUGCAAUGUGGAGCCAUCAGACUCCAACAUGCUUUGGGAGCCCGAGUUCAUGAUCGAGACCAUCGAGAACCCAUCCGCGCAGAACUUCACCUACACCAACCUGGGCAAAAGCCUCAAUGAGAACCCGGCCAACCGCUACAGCUUUGUGUGCAAUGCCCUCAUGCACGUGUGUGUAGGGCACCAUGACCCUGACCGCGUCAACGACAUUGCCAUCCUGUGCGCGGAGCUGACUGGCUACUGCAAGUCACUAAGCGCUGAGUGGCUGGGCGUGCUCAAGGCUCUGUGCUGCUCCUCCAACAAUGGCACUUGUGGCUUCAACGAUCUCCUCUGCAACGUCGACGUCAGCGACUUGUCCUUCCACGAUUCCUUGGCCACCUUUGUUGCCAUUCUUAUUGCUCGUCAGUGCUUGCUGCUGGAGGACCUGAUCCGCUGUGCAGCCAUCCCCUCACUCCUCAAUGCUGCCUGCAGUGAACAGGACUCUGAGCCAGGGGCCCGUCUGACCUGCCGGAUCUUGCUCCACCUGUUUAAGACACCGCAGCUGAACCCAUGCCAGCAGGAUGGCAACAAGUCCACGGUGGGCAUCCGGUCCUCCUGUGACCGCCACUUGCUGGCAGCCUCCCAGAACCGCAUCGUGGAUGGAGCAGUCUUCGCGGUGCUGAAAGCUGUGUUUGUGCUGGGGGAUGCGGAGCUGAAAGGCUCCGGCUUCUCCCACCCAGGAGGGGUAGAUGACCUCAUGGAUGAUGAGCUUGGUGCCAAGAAGCCUGGUGGCCGGGCAGUGUCCAUAGAGACAGCCAGCCUGGAUGUGUAUGCCAAGUACGUCCUGAGGAGCAUCUGCCAGCAGGAGUGGGUGGGUGAGCGGUGCCUAAAGUCCCUGUGUGAGGACAGCAACGAUCUGCAGGACCCAGUUUUGAGCAGCAUCCAGGCUCAGCGGCUGAUGCAGCUCAUCUGCUACCCGCACCGGCUGCUGGACAGCGAAGAGGGUGAGAACCCGCAGCGGCAGAGGAUCAAGCGCAUCCUACAGAACCUGGACCAGUGGACAAUGCGGCAGUCCUCGCUGGAGCUGCAGCUCAUGAUCAAGCAGACAGCCAACAACGAGAUGAACUCCCUGCUGGAGAACAUUGCCAAGGCCACCAUAGAGGUGUUCCAGCAGUCAGCAGAGACCAGCUCUGGCAGCUCCACGGGCAAUGCAGCCGGCAGCCUGGGCAGCUCUGCCAGCACUGCGCCUGCCAGCACCAAGUCCAAGGCCAUCCUCAGCUCCCUGGAGAGGUCGGGUGUGUGGCUGGUGGCCCCUCUCAUUGCCAAGUUGCCCACGUCGGUGCAGGGGCACGUGCUGAAAGCCGCAGGGGAGGAGCUGGAGAAGGGACAGCACCUGGGAUCCUCAUCCCGCAAGGAGCGGGAUCGUCAGAAGCAGAAGAGCAUGUCCCUGCUGAGCCAGCAACCCUUCCUGUCGCUGGUGCUGACAUGCCUGAAGGGGCAGGAUGAGCAGCGGGAAGGCCUUCUCACCUCACUCUACAGCCAGGUGCAGCAGAUUGUCACGAACUGGCGGGAGGAUCAGUACCAGGAUGACUGCAAAGCCAAGCAGCUGAUGCACGAGGCCCUGAAACUGCGACUGAACCUGGUGGGGGGCAUGUUUGACACGGUUCAGCGCAGCACGCAGCAGACAACAGAGUGGGCCGUGCUCCUCCUUGACAUCAUUAGCAGUGGCACUGUGGACAUGCAGUCAAACAACGAGCUCUUCACCACGGUGCUGGACAUGCUGAGCGUCCUCAUUAACGGCACCCUGGCGGCAGACAUGUCCAGCAUCUCCCAGGGCAGCAUGGAAGAGAACAAGCGGGCGUACAUGAACCUGGUCAAGAAACUCCGGAAGGAGCUGGGGGACCGGCAGUCCGACAGCUUGGAGAAGGUGCGGCAGCUGCUCCCCCUGCCCAAGCAGACGCGUGAUGUCAUCACAUGUGAGCCGCAGGGUUCCCUCAUUGAUACCAAGGGCAACAAGAUCGCCGGGUUUGACUCCAUCUUCAAGAAGGAGGGCUUGCAGGUCUCCACAAAGCAGAAGAUUUCCCCCUGGGACCUGUUUGAGGGCCUGAAGCACUCAGCUCCCCUGUCCUGGGGUUGGUUUGGCACCGUGCGGGUAGAUCGCAAGGUGUCCAGGUUUGAGGAGCAGCAGAGGCUCCUGCUGUAUCACACACACCUGAAGCCCAAGCCCCGCAGCUACUACCUAGAGCCACUGCCACUGCCCCCUGAGGAGGAGGAGCCCCCCACACCCGUGACUCUGGAGCCAGAGAAGAAGGCCGUUGAGCCAGUUAAAGCCGACAAAGCCAGCUCCAAUCCUGCUGCCUCCACAGAGGAGCGUAAGAAGAAACAGAAAAGCAAAAAGCGCAACCAAUCUGCUAACAAAAGCGAGGAUUUCAUGCUGGGCCCCGGGCGGGUCCCCUAUGGCGUUGGCAUGCCCACUGACCUCCUGCACCACCAGGCAGGGAGCUCCAUGUCCCGACUUGCCUACGGGCAGUCACCAGUGGGGCUCUACGCCCAGAACCAGCCUCUGCCAGCGGGGGGCCCUCGGCUGGACACCUCCUACCGGCCGGUGCGGAUGCCCCUGGGGAAGCUGGUGCAGAGCCGGACCUCAUACAGCGCAGUGCUGCCCUCUGCCAUGGGCAGCAUGAUGGGGAUUGACCCUUCCUACAAGCCAACAGCUUAUAGGCAGCAGCCGCCAGUGCCCCAGGGGCAGCUGCUGCGCCAACAGCUCCAAGCCAAGCUGCAGGGCCAGGGGAUCCUGGGGCAGCCACAGGUGCGCCCGAUGGCCCCCACCCCAUCCUAUGGAGCCCUCCAGCCCUCCCAGGGGUACACACCUUAUGUCUCACACAUCGGCCUCCAGCAGCACCCCUCACAGUCCGGCACCAUGGUGCCACCUGCCUACUCCAACCCACCCUACCAGAACUCCCACCCUGGCUCGACCCCAGCCCUUGUGGACCCCAUUCGCCAGAUGCAGCAGAGGCCAAGUGGCUAUGUGCACCAGCAGGCCCCUGGCUAUGGGCACGCCCUGAGCAGCACGCAGAGGUUUCCACACCAGUCACUGCAGCAGGCACCCAUGAUGGGCGGCAUGAACCACAUGAGCACACAAGGGGUCCCCACCGGGAUCCGGCCCAGCCAGAUGCUCCCCGACCAGCAGCAGCAGCAGCAGUACCUGAGGCAGCAGCAGCAGCAGAUGCUGCGGGUGAGUGGGGCCCACUGCGCCAUCCUUCCUUUCCUCAUCACCGGGAAGCCAGAUCAGCCGCAGCAGCAGCCACAGCAGCCGCAGCAGCAGCCACAGCCACAGCCGCAGCCACAGGUGCCACCAGUGGCUCAGCCACAGGCACAGGGCCAGCCCCCGGGGCUGGGGAUGCAGGCACUACCUCCUCAGCAGCCCAUUUUCCAGCGCCAAGGCCUCCAGCAGACACAGCAACAGCAGCAGACGGCUGCGCUGGUCCGACAGCUUCAGCAGCAGCUCUCCAAUACGCAGCCCCAGCAGAGCAACAACCCCUUCGGACGCUACUGAGCCACAGCCCUGGCUCGGGA
Alligator sinensis (Chinese alligator) is the source of this 6517-nucleotide messenger RNA. It is a transcript of the gene MED12, whose product is annotated as mediator complex subunit 12. The transcript is spliced from 43 exons. The record is from RefSeq and is a predicted model, not a curated record. Gene Ontology annotation, cellular component: mediator complex. NCBI's taxonomy places the organism in Eukaryota, Metazoa, Chordata, Crocodylia, Alligatoridae. Gene Ontology annotation, molecular function: beta-catenin binding; transcription coactivator activity. Bases 54 to 6497 code for a protein of 2147 amino acids. Gene Ontology annotation, biological process: regulation of transcription by RNA polymerase II.